This is a messenger RNA of Plasmodium gonderi, 1095 nucleotides long. RefSeq lists its product as hypothetical. Gene Ontology annotation, molecular function: structural constituent of ribosome. Bases 1 to 1095 code for a protein of 364 amino acids. The transcript has a single exon. NCBI's taxonomy places the organism in Eukaryota, Apicomplexa, Aconoidasida, Haemosporida, Plasmodiidae. The record is from RefSeq and is a predicted model, not a curated record. Gene Ontology annotation, cellular component: mitochondrial large ribosomal subunit.
AUGAAAGUCAUGAAAAAACAUGCACAAGGAUUUUAUACCCUUUUGAGUAAACACAAUGUGAGAUUAUUUCUUAAUGAGAUAAAGUAUGUACGUUACAAAAGUGACCUGAAAUGGGGAAAAAAAAAUUUAAUCAAUAACAAUGCAAAAUAUGUUGCAAAUGCAGCUAAGAGAUUAAGUGCGGUAAGAGAAAAUGGAGAAGAGGAAAAAAAAAUAGUAGUUCAUGAAAAGUACAAAGUGCAAGUUGCCCUGUGCAUAGACAGAUUCCCCUUAACUUUUGUGCAGGAAAAAUUUGAAAAAGAUUUUGAAGAAUUCAAAGAUAAAUGGCUUCUAAAAACAAAUAAUAAUUUAAAUAUCAACGAGGAAUUUUUACAUAUGAAAUAUAAUUUAAGCUCCUUUCAAGAUAAGAAAAAAGAAAAUAAUAUGGAAAGAAGUUAUUUCGAUGAUGAAAUAAACAAGGAAAACAAAAAAAAUAAAAAUAAUAAAAGUUUAGAUCAUGAAGAGAGUCAUGAAAAAAAUAAAGAAGACGCAUCUUCAGAAAACGAAGACUUAGAAAAUUUGUUUGCCACAGAAGGAAUACAAAAUAUUUUAAAUGAAAAAGAAAUAAAAAAAAAAAAAAAAAACGAUAGAGAUAUGGAUGAGAGAGAAAAAAAAAAUGAUUACGAUUAUGAUCUUAAAAACGAAUAUAACUAUCGAAAUAUUAAAAGGAAACCAACUAAUUUUUUAUACCUAAUAGUAAAAUAUAAAAGAACAAAUAAAUGGAUGUUCCCACUGAUAGAUUUUAGAAAAAAAUUUACGAUUAGACAAAAUUUACAAUACAUAUGUACAGAACAUUUAAAAUGCGAAAUGCCAUUUUUUAUUGGUUGGUGUCCAUGUACAUUUGAAAAAAGAAAAUUUAAAAUACCCCUUUCAUUUAAUGAAAUUAUUGGAAGAAAAAUUUUCUAUUAUAGAGCUCAUUAUCUCAAUCAUGACAUUAACUUAGAUCUGUCCAAAAAUGAAUAUAUAAAUGAUUUUGCUUGGAUCACUCGUUCCGAAUUGAAGGACUUCCUUUCCAUGAAUAAAUAUCAAGUUAUAAAGGAUGCAAUACCCCUGACGUAA